ACCGAGAUUGGUCAGCAUUCAGCACCUGAACUAUUGAAAUCAUUUAACAACUAAAGACAUGACGUCUCUAAGACAGAGCAUGCUGGCCUAUGGCACACAAGCUAUGGCUUUUUCACUGAUAUCCUCAUCUUUCAACUUCUACUAUGUGAAAGUAUUCCUGGACAUCUACCACAUAGAGGAGAAGUGGUUCCAACUUGCCCAAGUGCUUUUCCUGGUAUGGAAUGCCAUAAAUGAUCCACUGUUCGCCUACCUACAGGAGUCCACGAGCAAUCGAUUCACCCGCACCCGACGUGAGAGCAUUUUGUAUGCAGCUCCGCUAUUUGCACUGUCGUACAUUGUUCCCUGGUUUUCCUGGGGAAGUAACCCUGUGAUAGUCGGUAUACACCUCAUCUUUACACUCUUCUUCUGGGAUACCAUGUUAACAUAUGUAGGAUUGGCUGCCUCAGCACUCUUCACUGAAAUAUCACAGGACCCUGACCAUCGUCUGAAACUGGUCAGGAUUGGUAGUAUAGGGUGUUUAUUUGGGGCAUGUAGUGUGUCUAUUCUGGAGUAUACCUCAGGCAGCCUAUCUAACUUCUUUGGAUUUCAAAUUGGGAGUAUUUGUAUAGGUGCAGCUAGCUAUCUGUUAUUUAGAUACACUGGUAUGAAUGGGCACACUCAAUAUGACCGUGAGAAGAUAACCUCUGGUCAGGAGUCCAAUAUAACUCACGACAAAAGCAUACAGAAUAUGUCAUACUUGAGUCUCACAUGGCAGAUAUUUAAGGACAGGAAUUUUCUCUCAUUUGUUAUAAUGAACUUUUUCCAGAUAUUUCAUACAACAUUUAUGGCAAACUUCAUGAAAGUGAUGGGUGAUGAGCUCACAGUAUCUCUUAGCAUAAAUCAGUCAUUGCCAUGGAUACAGAGCUUCUUCUACGGCAGCAGUAGGUUCCUUCCAAUGAUACUCAUCAUUAGUACAACUCCAAUGAUAGGCAAGGUUGGGUACUACACCACUAUAAAAGUCAGCUUUCUAUGGAAGAUUGGGGCAGGGAUUCUUAUGUACAUGAUGGGACGGAAUUAUCCAAUUCUAGUGCUGACGUAUAUGGCCCUGGACAGCUGUUUUGCCAAUGCAAUGUUUUCUCUGUUCAAUAUGCCUCUAUCAGAUAUUGUGGAUACAGACAUGCAGAAACAUCACAGGAGCCACCCAAUCUCUUCUUUGGUGUAUGGAAACAAUGCUUUAGUCACCAAACCUGCCAUUUCACUGUCUCCAAUGUUGACAGUGACUGUUCUUAAUCGCUUUGGCUAUCAACAGCUAAACAAGAAGCUCUUAACUGUUCCUCAAGUCGGCUCUCUUCAUGAUACCAUGUUCUUGUUGCUGUGCAUCCAGCCUGUGAUCAUAGGAGCCUUACAGCUGAUUACCUGGUCAUUCUACACAAUACGGGAUAAGAAGGCUAGCCAGGUUUUUCCUUCAGAAGUAGAAAAUAUCAUUAACACAUGAUUUUAAUUGUAUAUAGUUUAUUUGCCUCUGAAAGAUGAACAAAAUUUAUAAGUGCAAGUACCUGUUCAGUGCUCAGUUUUAAGUGAAAAAUUUAAUACUGAUUGCUUUCAUUCCAUGCCAUAAUAUUAAAGAAAUGAUAAAUCAACUAGUGAAUAUGAAAUUGACCAGGUACUGAAAACAUAUUACUCCUUAUAAAAUGUUAAAUAGUUUAUAAAUUAAAACCUGGAGCUCAUGUCCAUGGUGGGCAGACUUAUUUCUUAGGAAAAGUGGUAAUUAUACAAGAUGGCCAAAAUAGCAAUAUCUAUGCAAGAAACAAGACAACAUAGAAACAGUAAAUUCACCUGCCAUGAUUUCAUAUGUUGAAGUUUUUGUGCAAGGAAUUACUUCAUUCAAAAUUAAAUCAUUACAAUCAAUGUAUAACAUUCUAUUCCAAAGGAACCCAUCAUCUGAUACCGUCUACCUGUCUAUAACAAUCUUUUCAAAGAGAUCCCUUCAAAGACUGAUAAAAUCAUAUCCAAUAUGUAUAAAUUUAUGAUAGUAGCUUGCAGGCAAACACAUUUCUUCAAGUAGUAUCAAAAGUGUUGAAUACUUGAAAUGCUUUCUGAAAUAGGGACCUUUACCUUCUAUAAUUUCGAGGACAAUGAAGAAUAUCGUCCAUAUUCAUGUCAUCAUAUUUCAUGUUAGUUUUUUUCGCUAUCCAAAGUAAAUUGCAAAAUGAGUCUGUUCAAUGGCUUGUGUAACACCUCAUUGAUCAUCAGGUUCAGAGAUGUUGGAAAGUUCAACCUGAUAGCAGCAUCUCUUGACAAGUCAAUGGAGAGUUGUAUGACAGAGUCAUUUUUAUUUUGCCAAUAUCAUAAAAUAACAGCUGAGUUUAGCUUUAAGAAGGGUAAGCUGUAACUCAUCUUUCUCAGAGCACUCUCACCUGAAGCACUUUUUUGUACAUGUGUUUCACCAGGGACGUAUAGUACAGUAUUAUACAUCCCUGGUUUCACAAAACAAGAUUCAUGUUACAAUCUGGUGAUUUCUUCAUGAUAUACAAAGAUAACAGAUAUUUGUAUGUUGUAGUCCAAUUGAUAUUCAUGGUAAUGUUAUUAUCGAAAAUACAUACAAUGUAUGUAAAUUGUGUUAUAUAUGAAUAGAGUUUUACUUUUGUUGGUGCCAUAAUACAUCUUGAAGUCUGUAAGAGAGAGAGAGUAUUUUAUUGUAAAUUUUUAGAGAUUUUAAUUAUACGUUGUAUUGUUAAUUUGUUUACACACAAUAACAUAGUAGCUAUUAUUUAUCAAUUUUUAUUUCAAAAUAUUGUUGUACAAUUUGUUGUUCAGAUUACACACAGUUUAAAUAUUUAGAUAAAACAAGGAAGAAAAAGAAAAAUUCCUGUAGGUGUUAAGACAAACUACUGGAAAAUUUCUGAUUCAGGAUUUGUUUGGUUUAUUGUUGCUUUACAUCCUGUUAACAGCCAGGGUCAUUUAAGGACGGUGGAGGAAAGCCUGAGUUCCCGGAGAAAAACCAUUGACCUGUGGCCAGUAUCUGGCAACUGCCCUACAGAAACCUCAAAUCUUCAACCCAGAGGUGGAGGGCUUGUGAUAAAGACACUUAGAGGCUUUAACCAUUUGGCCCCCGUGCAUGGUUCAGGAAGUUCAGGUUUUUUUUUUAAUUUUGAAUUUUUUAUUUUAAAACUAACCAGACACUUUUAACCUAAUUAAUGAACAAUGCUAUAUGCAGUAACUUUGUCAUUUUUUUCUUUCUAAGGGUUAUAAUCUAUUUCCUUUCUCUCAUAGGAAGAGUGUCAUAUUGAACACCCUUGGCUUUCA
Messenger RNA from Ylistrum balloti, 3285 nucleotides. RefSeq names its product transmembrane protein 180-like. Lineage: Eukaryota; Metazoa; Mollusca; Bivalvia; Pectinida; Pectinidae. The transcript has 4 exons. The coding region runs from base 59 to 1474 and encodes 471 amino acids. The record is from RefSeq and is a predicted model, not a curated record.